Camelina sativa (false flax) is the source of this 1654-nucleotide messenger RNA. NCBI's taxonomy places the organism in Eukaryota, Viridiplantae, Streptophyta, Magnoliopsida, Brassicales, Brassicaceae. The record is from RefSeq and is a predicted model, not a curated record.
GAAAAAAGUACUUACGUCCAUGGCAAAUGGUGGCGCUGGUGGUGGUGGAAACAACGGGACAGGAAACCGGACGGAGGAGUUACAACCCCACCCGGUGAAAGAACAACUCCCCGGAAUUCAAUACUGUGUCAACAGUCCUCCUCCUUGGUUUGAAGCGGUAGUGUUGGGUUUCCAGCAUUAUUUGCUGAGUCUUGGCAUCACAGUUCUCAUUCCAAGUCUAUUAGUCCCACUCAUGGGAGGUGGCGAUGCAGAAAAGGCUAAAGUAAUACAAACAUUACUAUUUGUGUCUGGAUUAACAACAAUGUUUCAAUCUUUCUUUGGAACUCGAUUGCCUGUAAUAGCUGCGGCUUCUCAUACCUAUAUCAUACCUAUCACUACCAUCAUUUCUUCAACUCGAUUCACUUACUACUCUGAUCCAUUUGAAAGAUUUGUAAGAACAAUGAGAAGCAUACAAGGCGCUCUUAUUAUCACUGGAUGUUUCCAAGUUGUCGUCUGUUUUCUAGGCAUAUGGAGAAAUAUUGUUAGAUUUCUAAGCCCACUCUCUAUUGCUCCUUUGGCAACAUUUACCGGACUGGGACUAUACCAUAUCGGCUUCCCUUUGUUAGCAAGAUGCGUUGAAGUGGGACUUCCUGGAUUGCUAAUACUUGUAUUUAUCACUCAGUACUUACCUCGUUGCCUCAAGAUGAAGAAAGGGGUGAUGCUUUGGGAUGGAAACAGAUGCGACCGCUAUGGGAUAAUGUUAUGUAUUCCACUGGUAUGGUUGUUUGCUCAACUACUCACAUCAAGUGGUGUUUAUGACCACAAGCCUCAGACUACUCAAACAAGUUGUCGUACAGAUCGCACUGGUCUCAUAACCAACACUCCUUGGAUAUACAUACCAUAUCCGUUUCAAUGGGGAAGCCCAACUUUCAACAUAACUGAUUCCUUCGCGAUGAUGGCUGCAUCUUUCGUUACUCUCUUUGAGUCGACUGGUUUGUUUUACGCAUCCGCAAGAUUUGGAAGCGCGACGCCCAUCCCACCAUAAGUUGUUAGUCGUGGUACUGGCUGGCUGGGAGUUGGAGUAUUACUCAAUGGGAUGCUUGGAGGUAUCACAGGGAUCACAACAUCAACAGAAAAUGUUGGACUUUUGGCAAUGACAAAGAUUGGGAGUCGAAGAGUGAUACAAAUAUCAGCUGCCUUCAUGCUUUUUCUCUCCAUUUUUGGAAAGUUUGGAGCUUUCUUCGCGUCCAUACCAUUACCAAUCAUGGCAUCUCUUUAUUGUAUUGUCUUGUGUUUUGUGUCUUCUGCGGGACUUAGCUUUCUACAGUUCUGCAACCUCAAUAGCUUCAACACCAAAUUCAUUUUGGGAUUUUCAUUUUUCAUGGCUGUUUCAAUCCCUCAAUAUUUCAGAGAAUAUUACAAUGGAGGUUGGCGGUCUGAUCAUCGUUCGAAUUGGUUUGAAGAUGUGAUAAGAGUGAUAUUCAUGUCGCACACAACAGUUGCGGCAAUUAUAGCGAUAGUGCUUGAUUGCACAUUGUCUCGUGAGACCGAUGAAGCCAAGAAAGAUUGCGGGCUGAAAUGGUGGGAAAAGUUUCGACUAUACAACCUAGAUGUGCGAAACGAUGAAUUUUAUGGUCUACCUUGCAGCCUCAACAAAUUCUUCCCUUCUCAUUGA